AUGAUGUCAGGAAAGCAUUUUAAGGCUCACGAAGUGAGCUGCUGCAUUAAGUAUUUCAUUUUCGGAUUCAACAUCAUAUUCUGGUUCCUUGGAGUAGCAUUUCUUGGCAUCGGAUUGUGGGCAUGGAGCGAGAAGGGUGUUCUUUCCAACAUCUCAUCAAUCACAGACCUGGGAGGCUUCGAUCCAGUGUGGCUCUUCCUGGUGGUUGGUGGUGUGAUGUUUAUUCUGGGAUUCGCAGGCUGCAUUGGAGCACUGCGUGAAAACUCUUUCCUGCUCAAAUUUUUCUCUGUGUUCUUGGGGAUCAUCUUCUUCUUGGAGUUGACGGCAGGAGUCCUGGCCUUCGUCUUUAAAGACUGGAUUAAGGACCAGCUGAACUUUUUUAUCAAUAACAACAUUCGGGCGUACAGGGAUGAUAUUGAUCUGCAGAACCUGAUCGACUUCACACAGGAAUAUUGGGAGUGUUGUGGUGCUUUCGGAGCUGACGACUGGAAUUUGAACAUUUACUUCAACUGCACAGAUUCAAACCCAAGUCGCGAGAAAUGUGGCGUGCCAUUUUCCUGCUGCACCAAAGAUCCAGCGGAGGACGUCAUCAACACUCAAUGUGGAUACGACAUCCGAGCUAAAACUGACUCUGAACAGAGGACAUUCAUCUACAUCAAAGGGUGUGUCCCACAAUUUGAGAAGUGGCUUCAAGACAACCUGACAGUGGUGGCAGGCAUAUUUAUUGGGAUUGCAUUGUUACAGAUUUUUGGCAUCUGUCUAGCACAGAAUUUGGUGAGCGACAUUGAAGCAGUAAGAGAAAGUUGGUAG
Nerophis lumbriciformis (worm pipefish) is the source of this 810-nucleotide messenger RNA. The record is from RefSeq and is a predicted model, not a curated record. Lineage: Eukaryota; Metazoa; Chordata; Actinopteri; Syngnathiformes; Syngnathidae.